UCUACCUGAAACACGGACGUUCAGCUGCCCGCUCCAUUUCUUGCCAAUCGUAACGCAUGUCGCUUCAUUUCUUGCCAAUGGCCAAAAAGCGCCGGUCCAUUUCCUACCAAUGGGGAACUCGCUGUUCUCAUUUCUGGCCAAUGACAGACGUUUUUCGGCUGUCCAUUUUUUGUGCUGGGAUAUGUCAACAGAGGAGCUACGUACUUGGAAAUGAAGUCAACACGGUUAUUUAAGGUAAGCAAUCAUGGUUUAUUUACAUUGUCACCAUGUGAUAUGCGACAAUACUUACAAAAAGAUGUAGCCUAUCUGUGGCGAUUCAGUAAUAUAUGACGCCUAUAUUUUGCUAACGGAAUGAAGUGAAUGGUGCACGACGCUAGUUGGCUAUUAGGUAUUGUAACGUUAGCGCUCCUCACUGACAUUGCUUGAAUAAAUUGUCUUAAAGUGUUUAAAUAUGUGUGUAUAUAACGUUAGUCAUCCACAUAAUGCCCGUGUUCGACUCGAUAUACUUGUGGGGAAUAUCUGCGCGUGUAAAAAAAAAAACUUCUUAUCGAGUCAACAUGCAACCUUUUUUGUCAAACCUCAAGGGCUGUUUUCUGCUCGUAUAUAGUACAUUUCAACGUAGUGUUGAUUGAAAUAAAGAUUUUAAGAGUAACAAACAACAUGUGGGCCUUGUUGCCAUUCAUAACAAUUUGUAAUAACGACGUGAUUACUCCUGGCUGUAGAUGACAUGGGGCAAUGAGAGAAGAGGAAUUUUAAGAGCCUGUGCCAACAGUGGGACAUGAUCUGCGCAGAGACCGACACAUUGGCACAACCCAUACGAAAAGAUUCAGACAUGCCCAGUACAGGAGAGGGGACAGACAUCACUGUUUUGUGGGCAGCAGACCUGUACAGGCUCCAGCCCUGUGUGUCACAGCUACAGAUGCCUGCGCUGCAUGCCCAGACGCCCCGGCCCCCCUCGCCAUCGCUCCAGCCCUGUGUGUCACAACUCCACACCCCUGCGCUGCUGGCCCAGACGCCCCGGCCCCCCUCGCCAUCGCUCCAGCCCUGUGUGUCACAGCUCCACACCCCUGCGCUGCUGGCCCAGACGCCCCGGCCCCCCUCGCCAUCGCUCCAGCCCUGUGUGUCACAGCUCCACACCCCUGCGCUGCUGGCCCAGCCUCCUCUGGCCCCCUCGCCAUCACUCCAGCCCUGUGUGUCACAGCUCCAGACACCUGCGCAACCGGCCCAGCCUCCUCUACCCCUCUCGCCAUCGCUCCAGCCCUGUGUGUCACAGCUCAAGACCCCUGCGCUGCUGGCCCAGACGCCCCGGCCCCCCUCGCCAUCGCUCCAGCCCUGUGUGUCACAGCUCCAGACGCCUGCGCUGCUGGCCCAGCCUCCUCUGGCCCCCUCGCCAUCACUCCAGCCCUGUGUGUAACAGCUCGAGACGCCUGCGCUGCUGGCCCAGCCUCCUCUGCCCCACGCGCCAGACGCCUGCACCAUGGCCUCCUCCUGCCCUCAGCUCUACCAGCUCCUGGUCCGUCUCAAGUCCAGCCAUCACAGCUGGUAGGCUGUCGGUGAACACGGGAUGCCAAGCAUGGACAAGUUGGACAACCUGGCUGAAUACAUUGUGGAGCUGCACCAUGAAGCCUCCCUGACCCACCCCCUGCAUUUUCAAUACCACUUGUUCUCCCACUCCACCCAAACUGCUCCUCUUGUCUUUUCUCGGCUUACUUUUCCUCUCUGUACAUUCCCCAGACAACAACCAUGGGUACAGUUUUCAUACCUGCCAGACCUAGUGCCACCACUUCAGCCCCCCUGGACCAUAGAAGCACCUCUCAAAGGCUAGAUUUAAUAAAAAGGACUGUAGAUAGUAAUUGAUGCAGAAAAUAUGGUCAAUAUCGCACAAAAUAAACUGGACAUAGUCAGUACAAGAGCUUUAUGUAUGACCCUAAUACUCAAUCCCUUUCAAAGGAGGAGUGGCUGAAAAAAAUGAACAAAACCAAAAGCAGUAACUCUAAAUAUUUCUCUGCUGUACAUUUAUGUAAUGUGACUGUACAUAUUGUUCAUACUGUUCUGAUGUGUGUGUGGGUGUGGAUGUGUUGACGCUAAAUUGUAAAUUUGUAUGUUUAGAUUACUCUGUCGAUCUUGGCCAAGUUUCGUGUGUGUGUGUGUGUGUGUGUGUGUGUGUGUGUGUGUGUGUGUGUGUGUGUGUGUGUUUUAUGUAAAAUUGCAUAUUUGUAUAGGCCCUAAUUGUUUAUGUCACUUCAGAUUAUUCUAUUGAUCUUGGCCAGAUCAGGACUCCUUUGUGUGCAUGUUUUUUUUUUCACUGACAACUAUUUGGGAAUGGGUCUGGUCGGGGCACAGUUAAACAUUGUUGUUUUCGUUGUCAUACAACCAUUGAACAUGGCCAACAGUUUGUGUGUUUGGUGUGUUACUUGCAAUAAAAUGAAAAUAUUUCUUCAAAAUGUCUUUUCAUUUAUGAAAAAAUAUUUGUGUAAAAUAUGUAAGUUAACCUCGAUCUAUUCAGGAAGGUAUCCCCUCUCAUUUAUUCAGCAGAGUAAUCAUUAACCAAGAUACCUUAUAAAUAAAUCUAUAGCUUAAUGGCAUAUCAUUUGAAACAUCUAUAGGACUUUCAAAACUUUAUCAUGUGUGAGAUUUUUUUUUAAAUCCAUUGUGUAGCCUUUUUAGUGGCCACAUUAAAUGCAAUAAGCUUAUUUGUCUUUCUGAAAUUUUAUCAGUAAUAUUGCUCAAACCACACUCAGACAAGGGCAAAAAAAAGAAAAAGAAAAAAAAGCCCAGUAUUGCACCCCUAGUGGUCUGUAGGUAAAUAACACUCUUGGAUGGGAUUCGACCUAACCACCUUUACAUAUCACUUGAUACUAAAUGUUUGAAAAUGAGUUAAUGCAUUAUGCUAUGAGUGGUAAAUGUGCCAAAAUACAUGUACCAGCUUCUUUUCUUUCUCUUUCUCUUCCUUCCCCCCCUUUUCCCCUCUUUUCCUCCUUCUUUUCUUCCUUUUUCUUUCUUCCCCCCUCUUGCUAAACGAGU
This is a messenger RNA of Engraulis encrasicolus (European anchovy), 3024 nucleotides long. RefSeq lists its product as uncharacterized. The transcript is spliced from 3 exons. The record is from RefSeq and is a predicted model, not a curated record. The coding region runs from base 779 to 1414 and encodes 211 amino acids. NCBI's taxonomy places the organism in Eukaryota, Metazoa, Chordata, Actinopteri, Clupeiformes, Engraulidae.